CACUAUUUGGCAGCCUUUCUGUACGAGCGCUUACAUUUCUCUAGUGAGUGAGAAAGAAAGACACAGAACGAAAGCGAGAACUAGUGGUUGGUGUUCCGGGAGAGGGGGUAUCAUUGUCAUUCUCCCUUAUUUACCAACCCCCCUUGUCCUGGUGACUGCUCUUGCACGAUAAUGGACGGGGAAAGGUCCGGUGGAGUAGCAGGCGGAACGAAUCCGAAUCCGGGAGGAGGGAGCGGCGUGGGGCGCAAUCCUAACGGGCCGAAAGCUGUGCCAGGGCCAGCUACGGCAGCAGCGGCCGCGGCGGCGGCGGCAGCAGCUGGGGCGAUGGCCGGCUCUUCCCAACCACGGGAGCCGCAGGACGGCGAAGCGGGCCUUUCGCUGCCUGGGAUUUUGCACUUCAUCCAGUAUGAGUGGGGCCGCUUCCAGGCCGAGAAAUAUCGCUGGGAGGCCGAGAGAGACGAACUCAGGGCGCAGGUGGCUUUUCUGCAGGGUGAGAGGAAGGGACAGGAGAACAUGAAACAGGACCUGGUGCGCAGGAUCAAGAUGCUGGAGUACGCCCUCAAACAGGAGAGGGCCAAGCACCAGAAGCUGAAGGCGGGGAACGAGCAGAACCCUGGAGAGAAGAAACCGGAGACGGAGUCUGAGCAAGUUCCUAACGGGCCAGCAGAGUCCGACUCGGAGCCGGCCAAUCAGAUGUCCUGGAAGGAGGGACGUCAGCUGCUGCGCAAGUACCUGGAGGAGGUGGGCUACUCGGACACCAUCUUGGACAUGCGCUCCAAGCGCGUGCGCUCCCUGCUGGGGAGGAGCAGCCCGGAGGCCAACGGCCCGCCCCCCGAACCCGAGCCGCACGCGGCGGGGGAGUCCCUGCUGGUGCGCCAGAUCGAGGAGCAGAUCAAGAGGAACGCCGGCAAGGAGAGCUCCAAGGAGCGCCUGGGCGGCUCGGUGCUCGACAAGCUGCCCUUCCUCCACGGCUGCGAGGACGAGGACGAGGACGACAGCGACGAAGAGGACGACUUCCAGGGCCUGGCCACGGACUGCAUCGACGCGCCGCGCAAGACCAAGAAGCAGCGGGUGAAGUUGGGUGCAGAGCCCAUGACGGCCGAUCUGGACCCCGAGGAUGAGGAGGAUGAAGAUGACUCCGAGGAUGCGCUGAGCGAAUUUGACUUCCUGGGGUCGGGGGAGGAGGGAGAGGGGGCAGGGGAGGCGCGCAUCUCUGGGGACGGCCGGGAAUUAGAGAAUCGCAGGAACAAGCUGCAGGGCAUGAUGUCUGAUUUCCCCUCCAAACCUUCCCCGCCCCCCACUGUCCCGGGACAGUCUCGCUCUGGUGAAGGGGGCGCACUUGGUUUCUCCUCAGACGUCUUCAUCCUGGACGCGGUUGGGGGCGGAGACAUGAACCUGGGCGAGCUGGCCGACCUCACCGUCGCCAACGACAACGACCUCACCGUGGAACUGCAGGACAGCCGGGAGGAGUUCAAGAAGACGUGGAACCCGCGCUUCACGCUGCGCAGCCACUUCGACGCCAUCCGCGCGCUGACCUUUCACCCCAGCCAGGCCGUGCUGCUGUCCGCCUCGGAGGACGGCACGCUGAAGCUGUGGAACCUCAACAAAGCCAUGCACUCCAAGAAAAAUGCCGCGCUGGAUUUUGAGCCCAUCUAUACCUUCAGGGCCCACAGCGGGGCGGUGCUGUCUCUGGCCAUGGGUGAGGACGGCGAGUCCUGCUUCAGCGGUGGUCUGGACGGCUCUGUGCGAUGUUGGAAGAUUCCGGACCUCAACGUGGACCCCUACGACCACUACGACCCGGGGAUCGAGAGCAGCGUGUUGGCGGGACACGAGGAUGCGGUUUGGGGCCUGGCUUACUCCGCCCCCCACCAUCGCCUGGCGUCCUGCUCGGCCGACGGGACGGUGCGCAUCUGGGACCCCCAGAACUCCACCCCCUGCCUCUCCGUCUUCAACAAGGAGAAGGAACACGGGAUGCCCACCUCCGUGGCCUUCGUCACCUCCACCCCCUUCCAGGCGGUGGUGUCCUUCGACGGGGGCGAGACGCUGCUUUACGACCUCAACACGGAGCAAAGCAUCAUGGUCCUGGAGACCCGGACCAAGGAGGGCAGCGAGCUGAUUAACCGCGUGGUCAGCCACCCCUCUCAGCCCAUCUCCAUUACCGCCCACGAGAACCGCACCAUCCGUUUCCUGGACAACAAGACCGGGAAAGUCAUUCACUCUAUGGUGGCUCACCUGGAUGCUGUCACCUGCCUGACCACAGAUCCCAAAGGCACUUACCUCGUCUCCGGCAGCCACGACUGCUCGGUGCGGCUGUGGACGCUGGAGAACCGGACGUGCGUGCAGGAGAUCACGGCGCACAGGAAGAAGCACGACGAGGCGAUCCACGACGUGGCCUUCCACCCCUCGCAGCCCUUCAUCGGCAGCGCCGGCGCCGACGCCCUCGCCAAGGUCUUCGUCUGAGGGGCCGCGCCCGACGCGGGAAAUUGCACAUGGAAGAACCAGAAAUCUUUCUCUCACACACACACACACACACACACACACACACUCAAAACCACACACACACACAAACACAAACAGGAGGAGCAUGGCCCACAGGCUGGGUCCAACCUCCCCCCCUCCCCCAUCCUACACCUGCAGUCCCACUACACCUCAGUGUGUCCGUUUUUUAUAUCCAUAUUACUGCUUUUAAUACCUACCUGUGUUACUAUGGCUACGGCUAGGUAGGAGUAGGUCUGAUGCACUACACAGUCAGUUCUCUUCAGCAGAGUCAUAGCUGCAGGUGUCAGCCCUGCACCUUACACCUGCUGCCCCCCCCAGAGAGAUGGAGGGGGGGGGAGAGAGAGACAGACAGGAAAGUAAUGAGGAGCAGAGAAAGAUGGACAGAAUCUCUUGGACACCGAGGCCUAGAGCCCCGUAUUGUAACACGAAACCUUUUGAAGUUCUAGGCGCAGCUGUGGGUAGUCAUCGCCAAACAUCCGCCAUUCAUUCCAGAACCAUCCUUUUUACAGUUGGGGCCCGGUGCCCGACUCGCGCUGAAACCUAACAUUUCAUUCCAAAGUCUGUACCUGGUUGACACUAUUUAAAAAAAAACAAAAACAAAAACAAAAAAAAAAAAACACAAAAAAAGUCCUCUUAGCCAGCGCUGGAGAACGAACAGCUUUAAUCACAGCCGUGCUGUUGCCACGCGAAGCCUGAAUGUUUUUGUUUUUGUUUGUUUGUUUGUUUGUUUUGUUUUGUUUAAGAUUUUCGGUCUCGUAUUUCACAUGAAAGCACGUUGAUUUGGAACCAGCAGCAUCCAUGUUAGAGGGGGAGAGAGUUAUUCAGGGCGGAGCCACUGCAAACCCCUCCCAUUUCCACAGUCUCCACCCACCCACACGACCUGCCCCUCGCAACAGUCCUCCGAGUUAUCCAAUCAGGGUUCAGCUCAACCAUACGUGAUAUUGGAUCCCACCUUUUGUUUGCUUUUUUUUGUUUGUUUGUGUUUGAAAGCCUAAGCUGAUCGUGGGCUAGUGCAGCGGAGCAGAAUCUGUGUUCUCAGAUUCGGUGCCUGGCACAGGUUUUUCACCUGGGAUGUGAUGCCUGUCACCAUUAUCAUUUGUCAGAUACAGGGUGUGUCAGUUUCUCUUUGGGGAAAAAAACAGGCGCUGAUAUGUGAUUGGACCAGAUGUGUGACAUGUGCCGUCUUGCCCAAUCGGAGUAGACGGUGAAUCAUGUUCAAGGAGAAAAGCAACAAGGGCCUUUCCUGCUAUUAUUUUCCCCCCAAAAUGAAUUCACCGCUGGCCAAGGGAAGAGGAACGAAUAGAAAAUAAUGGAUACAAGCAAGAUCGACUUGUAAAUAGUAACCUUUAUCAUCUGUCUCUGUCAUCAUAUCCUAAUAUAUAUAAAUGUAUAUAGUGUGCUUUGGGUUAAUCUUGGUGCUAAAAUCAUGUCUGAAUCAGGGACUUGGGUGGGAAUAUAUCCUUUUCUUUUUUUUUUUAGUUGCAGUGACACUGGUGAGGUUUAAGAGAGAGUGGGCCAGAGAAAGGGCCCUGCCGCUGUAAGAGUGGGGCCUCACGGGGGGCCUCCGGGGCCUGGGUCCCCCUUCACGUUUUAAACGAGGGACAGCUCGCGUCGUGACGCCGCAGUUUCGCUCAUUUUUGCCUACGACCUCGUUUUUCCUUUGGCUUGCGCGAAGCUGGCCUUUUGGUUUCCUAGUUUAACGUUUAUUGCCGUGGACCAAGGCGGCUGAUGUAUCUCGACGUGAGCCAAAAUGUUUUUACACCCCAAGCUCAGCUCUAAUGUUUUUUACACCCCAAGGUCAGCCCUAAUGUUUUUUACACCCCAAGCUCAGCCCUAAUGUUUUUUACACCCCAAAAUCAGCCCUGUUUUUUACACCCAUGCACCUCGCCAGGGUGAAACGGUCAACCCCGACUCGCUCCAGCUCUGCAGUCCAGAGAGACGAGUCUAAGAGAUCUAUAAGUACCUGUGGGGUUUAGUGUUAAUCGAGGCUCGCAGUGGUUGCAUUUCUUCAGGAAAUAGUGCUAAUGCAGUUCUUCAGCGUUUCUUUCUAUACGAAUGACUGAUGAAGCCCCACAUCGGUGUCUCAGCCUGAGUUUGAUUGGUCAUGCCUGCGCCUUUUGAGUGAAGCCUGUUUUGAACCCUUGGAUCUGCUCUCCACAGUAUUCUGUGUGCACGUCCCAGUGGGCUGAUGGGAAAUGCCUGUGGGUGCAGGGGAGUAGGAUCGGGAGCAGGGAAUGCUGGGAAAGCUGCGAGCACGCCAAAACAUACCCCGCCAAGGUUUGCCGGUGACGUGGACUCAUCGCUCCUCUAACCUCUGUUUUGUACGGAACCUUCGUGCCUGCAAACUGUCGGAGCCUCUGCAGUUUUACCACAGGCAUGGAUUUCGCAAUAAAAGCGAACGCGUUGCGUUUGUCACGAGUAUCGCAGUUAACGCAGAAUCCUUAACGGACACGGUUUAUGCGUGACCGUUCACCAGGGUAGUUGUUGACGUUCACCAGGACAGAAAAUUUGCGGUGCAACUGGCAUUCGCCAGGAUGGAAAAUGCGGCAGUGGAUCUUUGAACCUUUUGGGAUGUAGCUUAGGACCUGCCGUGCCCACUCUAAACAUGCUCCCAAGCACCUCUGUGACCUCUGACCUCCUUGUUUAUAGUCGAACGCACAAAAAAGGAUUGAAAUAUUAACUAGUGGUUAACUAGUUGGUCUGUUGGCCUAGAGAGACCAGAAGAGAGAGCACUAUAUUUCCUGACCUCUCACCUUCGCACUUGCGAACUCAAGCUGACCUUGGGGGUCAAAGGUCAUGGUGCUUGUUGUCCCUUCCUCCUGUUUUUUUGUGUGCUUUUUUCCCCCCAAUGCAGAACAGAAAAGCCUGCAGGCAGCUCUUUGGCUGUGGAAACACACUCAGAUUAGCAGGCAGCAAAUGGUGUCCUGUGUCAGUGAUGUGGGUGAAUCAGUAACCCUCCCUCUACGACUUGCCUCCCUCUCCACACUGGAAAGGUAGAGUUCUCACAUUCAAACUGCUUCAUUAUGGGGGUGGCCCUGGUGUGUGUGUGUGUGUGGGGGGGGGGGGGGUUCAGAGGGCAGUCUUUGCUGAUGUCACCCCCACCUCACCCCCUUCACAUUGAACCCCACGUGGUAAUGUCACACAAAUUGACCUCUGAACCCUGAUCGACCUCACGUUCUGAAAUAUCGUUGUUUGCCUGUACACUAACAGCUGGCCUGUCCCCUUGUUGCACUACGUGGCCUGUGCUGUCCUGAGAUUGGCCGUUCUAUCCCCAGAUAAAAGUCACAAGUUGUGUUUAUCCGGUGCCUCUGACGGUCAGAGCUUAAAAAGCAGUUAGGGUUUGUUCUAUGUAAAAACUGAAAUGCAGGGAAAGCCGCUGAUUGGAUGUACCAACGCUGUUUCCUAAGUAUAAUGAAGUUGGUAUGUGGCUGGUACAUAUUUAAAUACACUUUCAGCUAGUUUCAUUUUCAAAUGUUCGCUGAAAUUAUGUUUUAAACUAAACGGAAAUAUAGCAGGUAGAGAAAAAGGUCUUUCACUGCAGUUUGUCUGCCCGCUCUUUAUUGUGGUGCCAACCGGUUCCACGUUUUUCUGUGGCACCGCCCCCCCCCCCCCCCCCCAACAUUACACAAUAAUGUGCAAAGGCAAUCACAGCCCAACAUUCCAAAUAUCGGAAACGGACAAAUCCACGCGAAUCUAUGCGCCUGAAAAAACGGAAGAAGAUCCGGAGAUGAGAAAAGACUAGAAAAUGUUUUGUGUUUUUUAAAUGUCCAAUCAUCAUUUCAUUUUUCCAUUGUUUAUUUUUCUUUAUUAUAAUUAUUAUUAUGGUUAUUAAGAUAUAAGAAUGCUGUAGUAUCUUAAUGUAUUAUUCUUUUAAGUAGGCUUAGAACUUGCUUGUGAAUAAUAGAUUGCAAUGUAAAACUGUCAAAAAAUGUAAAAAGGAAAAAAAAGGAAAACAAAAACUACAGGAAAAAAAUGAGUAACAGUCAAGGCCAAGGAAAAGGGCUGUUGUUUCUUUGUGUUUUAUUUUUUUAAUAGCAACUUAUCACUGUGUGAUAUUUUGUACAUCAUGUAUUCAAACAAUUUCUUCUAACCACAAGGGACAAGGGACCUGCCUUUUAUUUAUUUCAUUUAAUUUUUUGUAACGCAUUCUAGCUUGUAUCAAAAAGAUAUAUUUUCCUUUUCCUCUUUGUUUUGUUUACUUUGCGGGUCUUGUAUCGUACGUCAUUAUGGAAUAAAAAAUAGGAAAAAAAAAAAAGGUUUUGUACAUAGAA
Molecule: messenger RNA, 6770 nt
Organism: Anguilla rostrata (American eel)
Lineage: Eukaryota; Metazoa; Chordata; Actinopteri; Anguilliformes; Anguillidae
Gene: strn4
Product: striatin, calmodulin binding protein 4
Exons: 17
Coding region: 172-2460 (762 amino acids)
Cellular component (GO): dendrite
Molecular function (GO): armadillo repeat domain binding; protein-containing complex binding; protein phosphatase 2A binding
Source: RefSeq, a predicted model, not a curated record